AUGUCACACCCGUCACCGUGGAAUCGGCAAGAUGUACUUUACGUUCCCGAUUUGGACAGAAAUUUCGUGUCAAUUUCGCAAGCAAAAGAAAAAGGUAUAGAUGCAAUUUUUCUUAAAGGUGGUCAGCGCGUUAUAUUCCAGAAAGAUGAUCAUAUUUUGGCUGAUGACUAUCGUGAAAGUAAGCUGUAUAGAAAUAAUUUGAAACCCGUGAAUAUUGCUCAUUUGAACAACCCGACUUCAAUAAAAGUUUGGGAUGAACGCCUAGGUCACGUCAAUUUUGAAACUUUACGUAAACUGAGCAACAAUAAAAUCGUUAAAGGGCUGGAUGUUGAUACUAAGUAUCUACGUAGCAAAUCCGUUUUGUGA
Molecule: messenger RNA, 366 nt
Organism: Rhagoletis pomonella (apple maggot)
Lineage: Eukaryota; Metazoa; Arthropoda; Insecta; Diptera; Tephritidae
Exons: 1
Coding region: 1-366 (121 amino acids)
Source: RefSeq, a predicted model, not a curated record